Molecule: messenger RNA, 1739 nt
Organism: Sorghum bicolor (sorghum)
Lineage: Eukaryota; Viridiplantae; Streptophyta; Magnoliopsida; Poales; Poaceae
Exons: 8
Coding region: 36-1322 (428 amino acids)
Source: RefSeq, a predicted model, not a curated record
UCGUUCGCUUCGCUUUGCCUUGCCCCGGCAAAGCAAUGGCGCUCCGGCUCUCUGCUCCGUUCCUCACCUCGCGCUUUACGCCGUCGCAGGCGUCGGCCCCGCGCAGGCGCACCCGGGCCCGCUGUUUCUCUCCGUCCGCCGAUGCGCGGGCCGCGUGUUUCAGGAGACCCUACACGUCCGUUCUGAUUGUCCCCACGGGCGUCGGCGCGGCCGUCGGGGGCUUCGCCGGCGACGCCCUUCCGGUUGCGCGAGCCCUCGCCGGCGUCGCCGACUGCGUCAUAUCCCACCCAAACGUGUUGAACGCUGCGAUGCUGUACUGGCCGAUGCCGAAUACACUUUACGUGGAAGGGUACGCCCUUGACAGGUUUGCAGAAGGAUCCUGGGCACUCCAACCUGUUCACCAGAACAAGGUAGGCUUGGUGUUGGAUUCUGGAAUCGAGGAAGAUCUCCGGCUGCGCCACUUGCAGGUUGCAGAUGCCACGAGGGCUUCUCUUGGCCUUCCUGUAGUGGAGUACAUUGUCACAGAUGCUCCUCUGGAGAUCAAGACAUGGUUUGAUCCCAGGUGUGGGAAGUCGACGGGGAGUGUUGGUAACUCUGAUUCUCUUCUGAGAGCAGUUGACGCACUAGUCACACAUUCAGACGUGAAUGCUGUGGCAGUUGUUGCACGCUUUCCGGAUGACGACCCAGAAGAUUCAGAUUGUUACCGGGAAGGAAAGGGUGUUGAUCUAUUGGCAGGAGUUGAAGCAAUUAUCAGUCAUCUAAUUGUGAAAGAAUUCAAAAUCCCUUGUGCACAUGCUCCUGCAGUGUUACCCCCAUCACUCAGCCCAUCAGUAUGCCCUAGAUCUGCUGCUGAAGAGAUUGGAUAUACAUUUCUGCCUUGUGUGCUUGCUGGGUUAAGCAAUGCUCCACAGUAUGUCAUGAGGAAGGGAAGCUUGGACAAUGGUUGCAUAGUGGCUGGUGCUGUCGACAGUGUUAUUCUUCCCAAAGACUCUUGUGGAGGAGAUGGUACACUUGCUUUCGCUCGAGCUGCAAGAAAGAACAAGCCCUUAAUCAUUACUGUACAGGAAAAUGAGACAGUGCUUGAUGAUACUCCAGACAAGUUCGGCAUAGAAGCGCUGAAUGUCCGGAACUACUGGGAAGCAAUUGGAGUCAUUGCUGCUCACAAGGCAGGUGUCAAUCCAAAUGCUCUUAGAAGACAAGGGAUUGAUCAUCUUAAGAGCUCUAGACGAUUAUACUCUGCUCACUCUUCAAGUCCUAAGCCAUCUGCCCAUCCUCCGGUGCACGAUAAAGUACAUAUACAGCAGCUAGUUAGACAAAUUUAGUACUAAAAAGAGCACCAGCAUUAGUAGAAUCACUUUAGAUAGGUCACGAUUAGGAGCUUCCAAAAUUUUGAAGCAUAGGUACAUAUUUUCCAGACCGUGCUGGAGUGGAUCCUACACAUAGCAUCUACACCGAAUUUUGUUGUGUCAUCCAGUCUGGACUUGGCUGGCGGCAUGCAUGAAUCUUUCUCCACUGCCUUACAUUUCUCCAGUCUCUAGUAGGUUUGUCAAUCAUUUACAUCAUUAUUUCGCCAAGGAAAACACAGCGCUUGUAAUCAUUUUUCUCCGACAAUAUUUUAGUAAGUUGGGUAGAAGCAGUGUAGUACUGUUUUGUUUCCAGCUGAACAUGAGAGUUUAUGCUGAAAUGCCAAGCUGUUAUGGCCUGGUUUAUCACAUCAAUGCGCAUUUGCAUCUACUUUA